GGGUGAAAGAUGGAAGCUGGACUGUGCUGCAGCUCGUGGAAGCCCUGGGGUCUUGCCUGGAGAACACGGAUACUCGGACACGAGGGCGAGGCAUCCAGCUGCUGUCACAAGUCCUACUCCAGUGUUACUCCCUGCUCCAGGAGAAGGAAGUGCUGCACCUGGUCCUGUUCUAUGAGAGCCGGCUGCAAGAUCAUCACCUUGUGAUCCCUGCUGUGCUCCAGGGACUCCGAGCACUGAGCAUGUGUGAGGUGCUGUCCCCAGGGCUAGCAGUGUCUGUGCUCAAAGCCAUCUUCCAGGAGGUACAUGUGCAGUCCCUGCUGCAGCUGGACCGCCACACAGUCUACAGCAUUAUCACCAACUUCAUGGGCACCAGGGAGGAAGAGCUGAAGGGCCUGGGUGCCGACUUCACCUUCGGCUUCAUCCAGGUGAUGGAUGGGGAAAAGGAUCCCCGCAACCUGCUGGUGGCCUUCCAGAUCGUGCGUGAUCUUAUUGCCAAGAACUACACCCUGGGUCCCUUUGUGGAGGAGCUGUUUGAAGUGACGUCCUGCUACUUCCCCAUUGAUUUUACUCCACCCCCCAAUGACCCUCAUGGCAUCCAGAGAGAAGACCUGAUCCUGAGCCUCCGGGCCGUACUGGCCUCCACACCCCAAUUUGCUGAGUUCCUGCUCCCUCUGCUCAUUGAGAAGAUGGACUCAGACCUGCAAAGUGCCAAGCUUGACUCCCUGCAGACUCUGACUGCCUGCUGUGCCAUCUACGGGCAGAAGGAGCUGCAGGAAUUCCUCCCCAGCCUCUGGUCAUCCCUGCGCAGGGACGUGUUCCAGACAGCGAGUGAGAAGGUCGAGACGGAGUGCCUGGCCGCACUGCAUGCCCUCUCUGCCUGCCUCUCCCGCUCCGUGCUCAGCUCUGACACCGAGGAUCUGCUGGAUUCCUUCCUCAGCAGCGUCCUGCAAGAUUGCAGGCACCAUCUGUGCGAGCCCGACAUGAAGCUGGUGUGGCCAAGUGCCAAACUCCUGCAGGCAGCAGCGGGUGCCUCCCUUCGUGCGUACCACCACGUCACCCGCAGCGUCCUGCCCCUGCUGCUGGAGCAGUACACCAAGCACCCGCAGAGCAGCCAGAGGAGGACAAUCUUGGAAAUGCUGCUGGGCUUCCUGGAGUUGCAGCAGAAGUGGGGACAUGUGGAAGAAGACGAGAGCACUCUGCUGUCGCUCCGAGCCCCAGUUUGCUCUGUCGUGUUCUCUGCGCUGACGGAUCCCAGUGUGCAGCUGCAGCUCGUUGGGAUCAGGGCACUGACUGUCCUGGGCUCCCUGCAAGGCUUCCUGGCUCCCUCUGACCUGGAGCUGGUUGUGGAUCACCUCAUCCGUCUUGCUCUGCGUGAGGAGGAUUCCCAGAGCAG
Leptosomus discolor (cuckoo roller) is the source of this 1393-nucleotide messenger RNA. The record is from RefSeq and is a predicted model, not a curated record. NCBI's taxonomy places the organism in Eukaryota, Metazoa, Chordata, Aves, Leptosomiformes, Leptosomidae.